AUGCCAAUGUCAAAGGCUGUGAACGGCACACUGCCAGGCCCUAGCAACGCGCAAAAAGGAAAGGCAAAAAUGACCCAGGCAAAUAGCCCGAUGUCCUCAUUGGUGAACAACGUUCGUCGGAACGGCAAUUCACUGCAACGUCCGCUACCAGAUCAUGACGAACGUUUUGACCAUGUAACUUAUAUAGGAAAGACUCGGAUAGAUACCUAUCAGAUAAAGCAACAACUAACAGAAUUUUUAGGUGAUAAUGCUCAUCCCUAUUGGGAUGCUUUCAAAAAGUUUAUUUAUUGUAAAAUCCCUCGAAAAGAUUUUGAGCAAAUCGUGAGGCCUUCAUUAGUAGAUAAGGAACAUCGAAUACUUAAUAAUUGUUUGUGCAACGACCCUCCACCACCACAAAAUCAUCCAGUCAUUCAACAAAAGAAACGUAGUCGUGAAGAUGAAUUGCAUGGUCAUAGUGACGGGAUACCUGAUCCUAAGAAACGACGAAUUAAAGAGCUUGUAAUGUCGUUACCCCGAGAAGAACGAGAGAGAAUCAAAAGUUUAAGAAAGGAUUUAAAUGGAGUUAUAACAAUGCCAGAUCCUAUGGCUACAGUCUUACCAGUACCAAAGUCAGAGCAGUUACCACUAUUUGAUUAUAAUGACCAACAAAAUGUUAUUAAACCACAACUCAAUCCAGAGCGUGUUCAAACCUGUCGAGAAAUGAAAGCAUUACCCGAUUCUAAUACUUUAUAUGGCAGGAUUUUAGAGAUAGCACGAGCGAAUGGCUUACAAAAUAUUUCAGAAGAUUGUGCAAGCCUACUCAAUUAUGGACUGGAGUCACAUCUUAAAAAUAUUAUUGGCAAUGUUCUGCAAAAGACCCGAGCUGGUAAUUCAUUUGGCAUUAACUCAUCUGGAAUGAGAAAUGCCGAUUAUAGGUAUCGGGCUGCCACAACAAGCCAAGAAAAGAGAACAAUAACUUCCCGAGACUUAUCAUUCUCUUUCGAGAUGUCUCCUCAUAUUCUUGUAGAGCCAUCUUUUGCACGUGAAAAAUUGACAUCCUUUCGAACUACGACCAGAAAAGCUAUCGAAACUCCUCCACAAGAAUAA
This is a messenger RNA of Dentiscutata heterogama, 1086 nucleotides long. The record is from the annotation of a GenBank genome assembly. NCBI's taxonomy places the organism in Eukaryota, Fungi, Glomeromycota, Glomeromycetes, Diversisporales, Gigasporaceae.